Messenger RNA from Coregonus sp. 'balchen', 13410 nucleotides. NCBI's taxonomy places the organism in Eukaryota, Metazoa, Chordata, Actinopteri, Salmoniformes, Salmonidae. The record is from the annotation of a GenBank genome assembly.
AUGUCCAAAGGCUGCCUGCUGUGGGUUGGCUCCAUUAACUGCAUGUAAUUGAAAACAGGAGUAUUUUGACUAGACAGUGUUGGACAUAGUGUUCCCCAGACAAAGCACUUCUACCAAAUACACAUGCUAUCAGUUGGUCAAAGAAAGGAUGUUUUAUUUCAGAACAUAACUGCAGCAUUUUUCAACUAUGAUGAUGAUGUUGAUAACGAUUAUGAUGAUGGCGACAAUGAAGACUAUGAUAAUAAUAAUAAUGAUGAAGAUGAUAAUGAUGAUGACGACAACAACAACAACAACUGACCUCCUACUUCUCUUGCUCUAACCUCAGCCUGCUCUAACCUUUGCCCCCUGUGUUACUCUAGGUGUGGUGUCAGCUAUGCCCGGGCCCAUGCCAGUGCCCCAGCCCCGUGCCCCUGUGCCCAGCUGGAGUCCCUCUGGUCCUGGAUGGCUGCCAGUGCUGCCAGGUGUGUGCCCGGCAGCAGGGGGAGGCCUGCAGUGAUCUGUACGUGUGUGAUAGCCAGCGAGGACUGCAGUGUGACUACAGCGCCAGCUUCCCCAGCGACCCUGGAGAGUGUUCCAGUGAGUGCCAAUUGUUUAUUGACUUUCAGUCAUAAGCAAACACAACAGUGCCACCCUUCCUAACAGUAAACCAGCAGACUCUGCCCAAGCCAAACCCAGGCCUGAAAGAUUCAGAGUCAGAUAAACAGUAUAGACCAGGUGUGGUUUGGCUUUGCAGUCUGUGUCUGUGUGGGUGGGACAAACAGACAACUAUUUUCUAACACUAAACAACCAACCUCUGCCCAUGACAAUAAGCAUAUAAAGGGAGGGGGUUUGAAGCUGCACUCUAUCUGAAUGUCUGUAUGUAUGAGAGGGCCAAACAGACACUCUGUUUAGGGCCUAUACUCAGCCAGCCAGCCAGCCGCAGAGCGGAGGGGCUUUAGUUUGACUGUAUUCCAAAACAUCUCAACCUCUAUUUUCAGUGGUGGUGUUGACACACUUCCCCUGAUGACUGCCCACUGAGAAUGAUAGAUUGCAGAGACAACACACAUGGAUUGCAAAACAGACUCCUCAGUCUCCCCAGGCCUGGACUGUGUCCCAAAUGGCACCCUAUUCCCUACAUAGUGUACUACUUUUGACCAGAGCAGUGCACUUAAUAGGGAGUAGGGUGCCAUUUGGGACACAGCCUGGUUUCCCAUAACAUCACAUAACAACCCACAGGCUUGGCAGUAGACAUGAGCCUCUUGUGUUCUUACCUCGCUCUCACACAAGCUCUGUAACUCUGUCUCUCUCUCUCCUUCUCUCUGUCUCUCUCUCUCUCUCCCUUUCUCUCUCUCUCUCUCUGUCUCUCUCUCUCUCUCUCUCUCUCUCUCUCUCUCUCUCUCUCUCUCUCUCUCGGUUUGAGGUUUUCCUUUCCUAAUUGUAUUUCCUCCAGACCAGAGCAGGGGCCAUGUUCCAGGGUAUGGGUUAGGGUUAGGGUGGGGCUGCCAGUCCAGGGUAAGGAGCCUAAGAGGAUCUCUCUGUCCUGUUCCCACAUCAUACUGGGGUUCAAAUACUAUUUGAAAUCAUUUCAAAUACUUUAUAUGUGCUUGAUUGAGCUUGCCUGGCUUGAUGGAGCAAUAGAAUAGUCCCAAAAAUGCAAACCCAGCCCAUCUGGACUCCAGGCAGGUUAGAGCAAACGCUCAAAGUAUUUGAUAGAUUUCAAAUAGUAUUUGAACACAGGUCUGUUCUGUUCAUACCCAUCCAGGUCAGGAGUUGGGCUGUGAGCUGAAUGGGGUUUCCUACCUGGAUGGCCAGGUGUUCCAGCCCUCCUGUGCCACCCAGUGCCGCUGCCUGGGGGGAGGGGUGACCUGCGUGCCCCUGUGCCCUGAGGACGUCCGUCUGCCCAGCCCAGACUGCCCACACCCCCAGCGGGUACAGCUGCCUGGGAAGUGCUGCAAGGAGUGGGUGUGUGAGAACAUGGACAAUACCAUAAUUCAGGAUGCCAUCACAGGUAACAUCAGGCUUGGAUAACAGUCAUACACUUGCCUGGUCCCAGAUCUGUUUGUGCUGUAUAGCCCACUACUAUGGUGGUUGUCAUUGGCUAUACAGUACAAACAGAUCUGGGACCAGGCUAGUCAUCCUCUGUUCUGACGCAGGUUUCUGCUACAUCUUUAAACUGGACCAUCUUUAAAGGACACUGUGGAUUCCAAACGUUAUUUUCUGGUUUUAGACAAGCAACUUCACAUAUAUAAGGAAUUGUUCACACACAAUUGGAUACCACAAUGACAAAUGUUAUUUUGUUGAUCAAGCUGUAGGACAAUAUUUAGCAUCCCACAUUUAUUUGAGCUCUGUCACUGACACUCACAGUCUGACGUCUUUUAUUGACGGAUCUUUAGCAUUUUAUUGGGGUGAGUCUGGCCAAAUGAAAAGACACAAUGUCCAAAUAUAACCGCAGCAUUUCAUUGGAAAAGUCUGGCCAGAUGAAGAUGCACAUUAUUGUUAAAAUAAUAAGCCCUCUUCCAGUGGACCAUGUUUCCUAUGUGUGCGUCCCAAAUGGCACCCUAUUCGCUAUAUAGUUCACUACUUUUGAUCAAAACCGAUAGUGCUCUAUAUAGGGAAUAGGGUGCCAUUUGGGACAAAUCCCUAGUUUCAUAACAAGACGCAUGGCUAGGCUACACAACAAUGAAACAUAAGAAGCCCAAGGAGUCUGAAAUAGUAGGUUAGGAAAAUAAAACCACUAAGAAAAUAAAACAUCUAUAAUUUCUGACGCUGUCACCUAAUCAAGCUAUAUCAAUAGCUAUGGAACAUUUUGUUCUGAGUGUUCUAGAAUUUCAAAGCCUUGACCUUUUUCCGUACUGUGUUAGAGAAACACAGCUGAUCAAAAAAAACAGCUGAUUAUUAUGACUCACAGAUCCGACCGGAGAUACUAUCUCCAUUGAUAACACUGCUUUUCUGUGAUAUAAAAAUACAAAAAGUUCCUGUCCAAUUUGAGGCCAUUUGAGUCAAUAAGAGACAUUAUGACAUCUGAAACACGCUGAUAAAAAAAAUAUAUAUUAACAGGGAAUUCAUGUCAGAUUACAUUUUACAUUACAUUUUCGUCAUUUAGCAGACGCUCUUAUCCAGAGCGACUUACAAAUUGGUGCAUUCACCUUAUGAUAGCCAGUGGGACAACCACUUUACAAUUGUAAUUAUUUUAUUUUAUUUAUUUUUUGGGGGGUGGGGUAAGGGGGGGUAGAAGGAUUACUUUAUCCUAUCCCAGGUAUUCCUUAAAGAGGUGGGGUUUCAAGUGUCUCCGGAAGGUGGCGAGUGACUCCGCUGUCCUGGCGUCGUGAGGGACCUUGUUCCACCAUUGGGGUGCCAGAGCAGCGAACAGUUUUGACUGGGCUGAGCGGGAACUGUGCUUCCACAGAGGUAGGGGAGCCAGUAGGCCAGAAGUGGAUGAAUGCAAUGCCCUCGUUUGGGUGUAGGGACUGAUCAGAGCCUGAAGGUACGGAGGUGCCGUUCCCCUUGCAGCUCCGUAGGCAAGCACCAUGGUCUUGUAGCAGAUGCGAGCUUCAACUGGAAGCCAGUGGAGUGUGCGGAGGAGCGGGGUGACGUGAGAGAACUUGGGAAGGUCGAACACCACACGGGCUGCGGCGUUCUGGAUGAGUUGUAGGGGUUUAAUGGCACAGGCAGGGAGCCCAGCCAACAGCGAGUUGCAGUAAUCCAGACGGGAGAUGACAAGUGCCUGGAUUAGGACCUGUGCCGCUUCCUAUGUAAGGCAUGGUCGUACUCUGCAAAUGUUGUAGCAUGAACCUACAGGAUCGGGUCACCGCCUUGAUGUUUUUUUUUUUUUUUUUUUGGGAUGGAUCAGCUUAAUAUUGCAGAUAGAUUGUAUCUUCUAUCAAUGUAAUUGUCUGCAUCACUUCCAAUCCCCCAUGUUUUUUAUAUAUACUCCCCUUUAUUACUUUUCAACCCCGCCAUCCUUUCCCUACUUGGAGUAAAUUAGUGAACAACAAUGCCCAGGCCUCUACUUCCGGUCUAUACUUACUAUCUACACCUUAUGGACAGAGUUAAUUUUACAAUAAUUCUAUUAUAUAUAUAUAUAUAUAUAUAUUUAUUUUUUUGGCUCCUGCACCGCCUUGAUGUUAGCGGAGAACGACAGGGUGUUGUCCAGGGUCACGCCAAGGCUCUUUGCACUCUGGGAGGAGGACACAACGGAGUUGUCAACCAUGAUGUCGAGAUGAGUUUGUUUGGCUCUGAUUGAAUUGUUAACAGCUGGAUGUCGUGACAAGUCAGUAAUUCCUCAUUGUCCUGUUAGUGUGCCUUCUCGAAGCGCACUGCUGUUAUUCCCCAUAUUUCUUCUUAUUUUUUUUUAGACAGCAAUCAAGUAUUCUUCAGGAAAUUCACCAUUCAGUCUCAUUCUCUUCUGGCCUCCUCUCUCCAGCCUCCAGAUCAGACAGGUUGUGGCCAGACCUGUCUGGUCCUCAGCAGAACCCAACCUUCAACUGUAUAGACCAGAGUACAGAGUGGAGUGUCUGCUCCCGGACUUGUGGCGUUGGGGUCUCCACGCGGGUCUCCAACAAGAACCCAGCCUGCCGGCUCGAGAUGCAGAGCCGUCUUUGUAAGGUCCGGCCCUGUCAGGCACUCCAGCCACGCAGAAGCCCCAUGGUGAGCCCAUACCUGCCUAUAUAACCUCUUGUAACCCACUCCCCAACUGGCUUUGGCUAUGUCAACAGGGAUAUUAGGUUAUGUCACCAGGGAUAUUAGGUUAUGUCAACAGGGAUAUUAGGUUAUGUCACCAGGGAUAUUAGGUUAUGUCAACAGGGACAUUAGGUUAUGUCACCAGGGAUAUUAGGUUAUGUCAACAGGGACAUUAAGUUAUGUCACCAGGGAUAUUAGGUUAUGUCAACAGGGAUAUUAAAUUAUGUCAACAGGGAUUUUAGGUUAUGUCAACAGGGAUAUUAGGCUAUGUCAACAGGGAUAUUAGGUUAUGGCAACAGGGAUGUUAGGUUAUGUCAACAGGGACAUUAGGUUAUAUCAACAGGGAUAUUAGGUUAUGUCAACCGGGAUAUUAAGUUAUGUCAACAGGGAUAUUAAGUUAUGUCAACAGGGAUAUUAGAUUAUUUCAACAGGGAAAUUAGGUUAUGUCACCAUGGAUGUUAGGUUAUGUCAACAGGGAUAUUAGGUUAUGUCAACAGGGAUAUUAGAUUAUGGCAACAGGGAUAUUAGGUUAUGUCAAAAGGGAUUUUCGGUUAUAUCAACAGGGAUAUUAGGUUAUGUCAACCGGGAUAUUAAGUUAUGUCAAUAGGGAUAUUAGGUUAUGUCAACAGGGAUAUUAGGUUAUGUCAACAGGGAUAUUAGGUUAUGUCAAAAGGGAUAUUAGGUUACGUCACAGGGAUAUUAGAUAUGUCAACAGGGAUAUUAAGUUAUGUCAACAGGGAUAUUAGAUUAUUUCAACUGGGAAAUUAGGUUAUGUCAACAUGGAUAUUAGGUUAUGUCAACAAGGAUAUUAGGUUAUGUCAACAGGGAUAUUAGAUUAUGGCAACAGGGAUAUUAGGUUAUGUCAAAAGGGAUUUGCGGUUAUAUCAACAGGGAUAUUAGGUUAUGUCAACGGGGAUAGUAUGUUAUGUCACAGGGAUAUUAGGUUAUGUCAACAGGGAUAUUAGGUUAUGUCAACAGGGAUAUUAGGUUAUGUCAACCGGGAUAUUAAGUUAUAUCAACAGGGACAUUAGGUUAUGUCAACAGGGAUAUUAGAUUAUGUGAACAGGGAUAUUAGAUUAUGUCAACAGGGAUAGUAGGUUAUGUCAUCAGGGACAAUUGUCAUGACUUCCGCCGAGGCUGCCUCCCCUCCUUGUUCGGGCAGGUUUCGGCGUUCGUCGUCACCAGCUUACUAGCUGCUGCCGAUCCAUUUAUCAUCACUCCACUUAAUCAAACACACCUGGUCCUUAUCCCCAAUUAGUCAUUGUAUUAGUGUUCCCUCUGCUUCCUUGUCUGUGUGGGUGAUUGUUUGUUGUGAGCUGUGUGUAGCUCAGUUGAGCUACCCUUACCUUGUUUGUUUGCCAGGGUAGAUAUUUCCCCUGUGCCUGAGUUUUGUUGUCGCAUGCUUGCGCAACUGUUUAUUGACGGAAUAAACUUUUUGGAUGCGUUUUACUCUCCUGCGCCUGACUCCUUCUAUCACACGCAUCACAGAACCACCCACCUUGCUAUGGAGUCAGCAGGAGAAGAGCGCAUGCCUGGAGUCAUGGCACAGGUCCAGGAGCACUCCACGAUGCUGGCCAGCUUGGGGGAAGCGAUGGAUCAGGUUCUUCAGGUCGUCCAAUGCCUGGAGAGGAACAGACCCGAUCUGUCGAGACCAGCUGGCCAACCGGAUCCAGCCACCUACACCCUAGCACCAGGAGUGAUCCAGAUAUCCCGACCAUGGGCGUUUGAGGGGACAGCGGCGCUGUGCCAGGGAUUCCUCCUCCAAUUGGAGCUUUACUUCGCCAGCAUCAGGCCGGAAUCAUCUGAGCGGGAGAAGGUGUCCGUCCUCGUUUCCUACCUCUGUGGGAAAGCCCUGGAGUGGGCCAACGCGGUGUGGAACGAAGGAGGCGCUGCGUUGGAGGACUACAGGGAGUUCGCUCGCCUCUUUCGGGCGGUAUUCGACCACCUGCCCGAGGGUCGAGAGGCGGGUGAGCGACUGGUCCACCUGAGGCAGGGGACGAGGACCGCGCAGGACUUCGCGUUGGAGUUCCGGAAGCUGGCAGCGGGAUCCGGGUGGAACGAGUGGGCCCUAAUCGACCAUUUCUGGUGCCAUCUGCGGGAGGACGUCCGACGGGAGCUAGCCUGCCGGGACACCAUGUUGUCCUUCGAUAAACUGGUGGACAUGGCCAUUCGGUUGGACAACCUGCUGGCAGCCAGAGGACGUCCUGGUAGGGGUCUGCCCGUUUUCACCCCGGAAGACUUGGACCUCCAGCCGAUGGAGCUGGGUGGAGCCGCCAGCCGAGAGAGCGGAGGAGGACAGCGACAGUGCCACUCUGGUGGCACGAAGGGACAAUCCACCACACGCCGUAGUCAACGUUAUUUUGGUCCUGGAGGCGGCAGGCACGGCACUCACGCAUCACCCCAGGUAUCGAACACCCACACUCGUUCAGAGCCCUCUGCUGCGCACUGUAAAAUACUAAUCUCCUUUCCUGAGCACAUGGAUGUUCCCCAGUGUAAGGCGCUAGUCGAUUCAGGCGCAGCUGGGAACUUUAUGGACAGGGCAUUCGCACACCGUAUAGGCAUUCCAUUGAUUCCCCUAUCCAUUCCACGCCCCAUCAGAGCACUUGAUAGUUGACCAUUAGGGUCCGAGUUGGUUAAGGAAGUUACUGCACCAGUCACCAUGAUUACCCAGGAGAAUCAUUGUGAGCAGGUGACGUUUUCCAUUAUUGAGUCUCCUGCUUUGCCUGUGGUAUUAGGUAUCCCUUGGCUAGCACUCCACAACCCCACCUUUUCAUGGCCGCAGAGGGUUCUCACGGGGUGGUCGCGAGAGUGUCAGGGUAGGUGUCUAGGUGUUUCCGUUGGUGCAACCACGGUGGAAAGUCCAGACAGUACCUCCACUGUGCACAUUCCCCCUGAAUACCUAGAUCUGGCGCAAGCGUUCUCUAAAACGCAGGCUACUAAAUUACCACCUCAUCGGGCGGGGGAUUGCGCGAUAAACCUCCGGGUAGACGCUGUACCUCCCAGGAGUCAUAUAUACCCCCUGUCACAGGCUGAAACGGUGGCUAUGGAAACAUAUGUCACCUUGUCCCUGCGCCAGGGGUAUAUAUGUCCCUCCACUUCACCCGCCUCCUUGAGAUUCUUCUUUGAGAAGAAGAAGGAUGGAGGUCUGCGCCCGUGCAUUGAUUAUCGACCACUGAACAGGGAGACAAUAAGAUGUAGUUAUCCUCUCCCCCUCAUUCCUUCAGUGAUUGAAUCAAUGCAUGGGGCACGCUUCUUCACCAAAUUAGAUCUCAGGAGUGCGUUCAACCUGGUGUGUAUCCGAGAGGGAGAUGAGUGGAAGACAGCAUUCAGCACAACCACGGGGCAUUAUGAAUACCUGGUGAUGCCCUAUGGUUUGAUGAAUGCUCCCUCAGUUUUCCAGUCCUUUGUGAACGAGGUGUUUCGGGACAUGCUUGGUCGCGGUGUAGUGGUCUACAUCGAUGACAUCCUGGUGUAUUCUGCUACGCGAGCCGAGCAUGUGUCCCUGGUUCGCAAGGUGCUGGCCCGACUGUUGGAAAAUAACCUUUAUGCUAAAGCAGAGAAGUGUAUGUUUUUCCAGCAGUCCUUCUCUUUCCUUGGAUAUCGCAUUUCCACCUCAGGUGUGGAGAUGGAGGGAGAUCACAUUUCAGCCGUGCGUAAUUGGCCGACUCCAACCACAGUUAAGGAGGUGCAGCGCUUCCUUGGCUUUGCCAACUAUUAUCUGAGGUUUAUCAAGGGCUUUGGCAAGGUCGCAGCUCCCAUUACCUCCCUGUUGAAGGGUGGGCCGUCCCGGCUCCGCUGGUCUGCUGAGGCUGACCUGGCCUUUAGCAAACUGCAGGGUCUGUUCACCUCAGCCCCAGUACUGGCCCACCCCGAUUCAUCACUACCGUUCGUAGUGGAGGUGGAUGCGUCCGAGGUUGGGAUAGGAGCUGAACUGUCUCAACGCUCGGGUACGCCACCCGAGCAGAACUACGGCGUUGGUGAUCGGGAGCUGUUGGCUGUUGUUCGAGCCUUGACCGUGUGGAGGCAUUGGCUCGAGGGGGGAAAACACCCUUUCCUCGUCUGGAUGGACCACCGUAACCUGGAGUACAUCCGGCCAGCGAGGAGGCUGAAUCCUCGCCAGGCCAGGUGGGCCCUAUUUGAGUUUACACUGUCAUAUAUUCCGGGUACGAAGAACGUGAAGGUAGACGCGCUGUCCUGGCUGUAUGACACAGAGGAGAGGCCCAGAGACAACACUCCCAUACUGCCUGCCUCCUGCAUUGUAGCGCCGGUAGUAUGGGCGAUGGACGCGGAUAUAGAGCAGGCAUUACGCAUGGAUCCCUCUCCACCUCAGUGUCCAGAUGGGCUGCAGUACGUGCAUGCUCUUAUCCGUGAUCGUCUGAUCUACUGAGCACACACGUCACUCUCCUCUGGUCACCCAGGUAUCAGCCGUACAGUGCACUGCCUGAGCGGAAAUACUGGUGGCCUACCUUGGCUAAGGACGUGAGGGUGUACGUCUCCUCCUGCUUGGUGUGCGCCCAGAGCAAGGCACCUAGGCACCUCCCAGCGGGUAAGCUACAACUGUUACCAGUUCCACAACGACCAUGGUCUCACCUUAGCAUUGAUUUUCUAACUGAUCUUCCCCUCUCCCAAGGUAACACCACCAUCCUGGUCGUUGUGGACCGCUUCUCCAAGUCCUGCCGCCUCCUUCCUCUGCCCGGUCUCCCCACGGCUCUGCAGACUGCGGAGGCCCUGUUUACUCACGUCUUCCGGCACUACGGGGUACCAGAGGAUAUAGUGUCUGACCAGGGUCCCCAGUUCACGUCCAAGGUCUGGAAGGCGUUCAUGGAACGUCUGGGGGUCUCGGUCAGCCUGACCUCUGGGUUCCACCCCGAGAGUAAUGGGCAGGUGGAACGGGUAAAUCAGGAUGUAGGUAGGUUCCUGCGGUCCUACUGCCAGGACCGGCUGGGGGAGUGGUCGGUGCCCAGAACUCUCUCCGCCACUCCUCCACUAACCUAACUCCUUUCCAAUGUGUUCUAGGUUAUCAACCGGUUCUGGCACCGUGGCACCAGAGACAGACCGAGGCUCCUGCGGUGGAUGACUGGUUUCAGUGCGCGGAGGAGACGUGGGAUGCUACCCACGUUCACCUCCAACGCGCCAUGGGUCUUCAGAAGGCCAACGCUGACCGCCACCGCAGUGAGGCCCCCGUCUUUGUACCGGGGGAUCGGGUCUGGCUCUCGACCCGGAAUCUGCCCCUCCGCCUGCCCUGCCGGAAGCUGAGCCCGCGGUUUGUUGGGCCGUUCAAAGUUCUGAGGAGAGUCAACGAGGUCACAAAGAGGUUAUUACUUCCCCCUGAUUACCGUAUUAAACCCUCGUUUCAUGUGUCUCUCCUCAGGCCGGUGGUAGCUGGUCCGCUCCAGGAGUCUGAAGUGCGGGAGGUCCCUCCACCUCCUCUGGACAUCGAGGGGGCCCCGGCAUACUCGGUCCGUUCCAUCCUGGAUUCGAGGUGUUGGGUGGGGGGCCUUCAGUACCUCGUGGAGUGGGAGGGGUACGGUCCGGAGGAACGGUGCGGGGUCCCGGUGAGGGAUAUCCGGCUCGCCCUGCUCCGCGUCCUCCUGGCUGUCCCCGAGGCCGGGGUCGGCGCGCUACUGGAGCCUUGCGUCAAUGGGGUACUGUCACGACUUCCGCCGAGGCUGCCUCCCCUCCUUGUUUGGGCAGGUUUCGGCGUUCGUCGUCACCGGCUUACUAGCUGCUGGUGAUCCAUUUAUCAUCACUCCACUUGUCUUGUCUAAUUAUUCACACACACCUUCCUUGUCUGUGUGGGUGAUUGUUUGUUGUGAGCUGUGUGUAGCUCGGUUGAGCUACCCUUACCUUGUUUGUUUACCAGUGUAGAUAUUUCCCCUGUGCCUGAGUUUUGUUGUCGCAUGCUUGGGCAACUGUUUAUCGACGGAAUAAACUUUUUGGAUGCAUAUUACUCUCCUGCGCCUGACUCCUUCUAUCACAUGCAUCAAAACAUUAGGUAAUGUCAACAGGGAUAUUAGGUUAUGUCAACAGGGAUAUUAGGUUAUGUCAACAGGGAUAUUAAGUUAUGUCAACAUGGAUAUUAGGUUACGUCAACAGGGAUAUUAAAUUAUGACAACAGGGAUAUUAGUUUAUUCAACAGGGACAGUAGGUUAUGUCAACUAGGAUAUUAAGUUAUGUUAACAGGAAUAUUAGGUUAUGGCAACAGGGAUAUUAGGUUAUGGCAACUAGUAUAUUAGGUUAUGUCAACAGGGAUGUUAGGUUAUGUCAACACGGAUAUUAGAUAAUGUCAACAGGGAUAUUAGAUUAUGACAACAGGGAUAUUAGAUUAUGUCAACAGGGACAUUAGGUUAUUUCAACAGGGAUAUUAGGUUAUGUCAACAGGCACAUUAGGUUAUGUCAACAGGGAUAUUAAGUUAUGUCAACAGGGAUAUUAGGUUAUGUCAAAAGGGAUAUUAGGUUAUUUCAACAGGGAUAUUAGGUUAUGUCAACAGAGAUAUUAGAUUAUGUCAACAGGGAUAUUAGGUUAUGUCAACAGGGAUUUUAGGUUAUGUCAAUAAGGAUAUUAGGUUAUGUCAACCGGGAUAUUAAGUUUUGUCAACAGGGAUGAUAUGUUAUGUCAACAGGGAUAUUAGAUUAUGUCAACAUGGAUAUUAGGUUAUGUCAACAGGGAUAUUAGGUUACGUCAACAGGGACAUUAGGUUAUGUCAACAGGGAUAUUAGGUUAUGUCAACAGGGAUAUUAGGUUAUGUCAACAGGGAUAUUAGGUUACGUCAACAGGGACAUUAGGUUAUGUCAACAGGGAUAUUAGGUUAUGUCAACAGGGAUAGUAGGCUAUGUCAACAAUAAUAUAAUAAUAUGCCAUUUAGCAGAUGCUUUUAUCCAAAGCAACCUACAGUCAUGUGUGCAUACAUUUUUAUGUAUGGGUGGUCACAGGAUCGAACCCACUACCCUGGCGUUACAAGCGCCAUGCUCUACCAAUUGAGCUACAGAGGACCACAGGGAUAUUAGAUUAUGUCAACAGGGAUAUUAGAUUAUGUCAACAUGGAUAUUAGGUUAUGUCAACAGGGAUAUUAGGUUAUGUCAACAGGGAUAUUAGGUUAUGUCAACAGAGAUAUUAGGUUAUGUAAACAGGGAUAUUAGGUUAUGUCAACAGUGAUAUUAGGUUAUGUCAACAGGGAUAUUAGAUUAUGUCAACAGGGGUAUUAGGUUAUGUCAACAGGCAUAUUAUAUUAUGUCAACAGGGAUAAUAGUUUAUGUCAACAGUGAUAUUAUGUUAUGUCAACAGGGAUACUAGGUUAUUUCAACAGGGAUAUUAGAUUAUUUCAACAGGGAUAUUAGGCUUUGUCUACAGGGAUAUUAGGUUUUGUCAACAGGCCUAUUAUAUUAUGUCAGCAGGGAUGUUAGGUUAUGGCAACAGGGAUAUUAGGUUAUGUCAUCAGGGGUAUUAGGUUAUUUCAACAGGGAUAUUAGGUUAUUGCAACAGGGAUAUUAUAUAAGGUCAACAGGACCCAUGCCAUGCGUAGGCCUCAUAUGUUUUAAAAUGUUCUUGUCACCUCGACUCUAAUGUAAAGUGUGCAGUCCUUUAUUAAAUGGCCGUUCUGUCUGGUCUGGCGUAUGCUUGUGUUGGAAAAGCAUGUGCUAUGUGUACAACAUUGUACAAAAAAGUAUGUAUUAUGGUGUUAUAUAUUUUCUUCAAUAAGUGCAUUUGAGUUCAUUCCUAAUUUAAUAAAACAUAAAUGAACCUCUAUUCUCAGCAGCCAUGAGCUCAUCUAGUAGGUUAACAUUGGUGAUCUGUAUGUGUUUUUCCAGUGGGGCCGGCGCUGCGAGCCGAGCUACAGGUCGGUGGUGCCAGUGAGACUGGUGCACCAGGGCUGCUACAGCAAACGAGUCUACCGGCCCCGGUACUGCGGCCAAUGCACCGAUGCCCGCUGCUGCACCCCCUACCGGACCAGCACGGCCACAGUGGCAUUCCGGUGCCCCACAGGCAGGGUCCUAUACCGGGCAGUCAUGAUGAUCCAGUCCUGUGUCUGUCACUACAACUGCCCCUACUCAGCUUCAGGCCCCUAUGCAGAUGUACCCUACUCAGGCCCUUCACGCUCAUACAGGAUCCCUGCCAUGUGGGGCUAGACUUGACUUUUGAUUCAAUCCUCUAGACCCCCUUGAGAACCAAGUGUGUCCACCGUGGCUCUCCACCUCAAUCUUUUCCGCAUAGGGCUUUUCCCCAGGAGAUCUCCACUUUACUACUUAAUGUAAGUUAUGUUAGAGAUCUAGAGCCCUAUCCCACCCCCCUCCAUGCACUGACACUUCCAUACUGAGACCUGUAUACACAGGACUGUCCCAUUGUCCAUACUAGUACACUACUUGCCAAAUACAUUUCUGAAUACAUGCCAAUUACAUUGCUUCUAAGUGGUAUACAUGUGUGGAUAUUGGAACAGAGCCUCUCUCUAUCACGGCUGGAUCCAGCAGGUGUAGCCUAUACUUCAUAGGAUAGAUAGGGGAAGUGAAAUGGUCUUCUAGGUAAUUAACUGGGACUGAGUUGGGGGGAUAAAGCCCUGACAUGACUUGACAAGCUCAGUCUGCACUAAGACCUCUACUCUAUUCCAUUUGAUCACCUCUCAUAGGGUGACCUCAUGAGGAAUAGAAUAGGUCAAUAAACCCUAGUUAGCUAGGCUGAUCCCAGGUCUGUUUGUGUUUUCCUCUACUACAUGGUCAUUGUCAAGCCAAAAAUUUGGCAUGAUGUUUCCACAAGGA